Messenger RNA from Lampris incognitus (smalleye Pacific opah), 1243 nucleotides. RefSeq names its product endothelial cell-specific molecule 1 (gene esm1). NCBI's taxonomy places the organism in Eukaryota, Metazoa, Chordata, Actinopteri, Lampriformes, Lampridae. Gene Ontology annotation, cellular component: extracellular region. The record is from RefSeq and is a predicted model, not a curated record. The transcript is spliced from 3 exons. The coding region runs from base 132 to 677 and encodes 181 amino acids.
CUGACGAGGCGCGGGUCACUCCACCCGAGUCGUCAGAGGUGGUCCGUUUUCCGCGUCCGGAGGAGCCCCUUCCCCCGAGUGCCGUCCGUUCGGAGCAGAGUAAGCGCCCGCCCGUCCUCCGCACCACAGCGAUGUCGGUCCUCAUUCUCACGGUUCUGUCCUCCAUCGUCGUGCGGGACGUCGAAGCUUGGGGCGCGAACGUCAAGUACGCCGUCAACUGCCCGGAGCGAUGCAACGCGGAGCUGUGCGGCGCCACGCAGCGGUGCAGGCGGACCGUGCUGGACGACUGCGGCUGCUGCCAGGUCUGCACCGCCGGCAGAGGGGAGCACUGCUACCGGACGGUGUCGGGGAUGCACGGCGUCAAGUGUGGCCCCGGAUUAUUCUGCGAGUUUUACAAGGACGAGGACGACUACGGCGACGAAUACGGCAUUUGCAAAGAUUGUAUGUAUGGGACCUACGGCGUGGAGUGCCGCAAGACAUGCAACUGCAAAGAAGGCAUCUGUGACAGAGAGACGGGGGCCUGUCUCACCUUCAAAUUUUUUGCCAAAAUUGCAAGCAAACUCAAUACUCAACCACAAGCAGGGGGGGAGAUGGGCUCCGGAGAGGUCAACAGUAGCCACAACACAGACCAGCACACGGACCGAGACACGGCCCCGAAGUGGCUCAACCCUCGCUGACCGCCGCUUACAAAGAUCAACUAUAUCCAGUGUAAAUGUAGCAUAGUAUUAACUUAUAAAUGAUUAAAGGAUAUAUUUUAUUAAGUUAAAAGACCAAAAAAAACAACUUUUCUACAGCUUUUCAAAAAAAAACUGUAUUUGAUUUCUUUUGGUCUUUUGUUUUAUACCCGUCCUUUUGUUCUGAGGAAAUAAGCAAAGUGUAAAAAUGCAAUUGCUCUUCAAAUUCACCUUUUAUAGACUGAAAUAACUGAAUUCGCUGAAUGUUCUGCAACUAAACGUCAGGUUAAAAAAAAAAUAUAGCAAUGUGGACCCAAUGCAUCUCAUGUAGUGUGCCUUUAUACUUUAUUGUUGAUAAAAUAACUGUUAAAUUAAGGUAGACCAUAAAUUUUUAUAUUGUUUGCAAGGAUACAGAGAUAUUUUUCAUGCAUAAAACAACUGUAUCACAAUAAAACACUUGAAGUUUUCUAGGAUGACCUUUUAUUUAUAUGUCAUGCUGAUGUGGAAAAGGGUCCUGUACAUUACACCAGUCAAUGUGAAGAAUGCUCUUGUAAAUAAACCAAAGUUAU